Molecule: messenger RNA, 2007 nt
Organism: Bactrocera neohumeralis
Lineage: Eukaryota; Metazoa; Arthropoda; Insecta; Diptera; Tephritidae
Product: ATP-dependent DNA helicase PIF1-like
Exons: 2
Coding region: 807-1934 (375 amino acids)
Biological process (GO): telomere maintenance; DNA repair
Molecular function (GO): DNA helicase activity
Source: RefSeq, a predicted model, not a curated record
GCCAGAGUUUACAAGCAAAAAUUAAAAUCUUUAAUGAAUUUCAUUACAAAGCAUCGUGUGUAUGGCCAAGUACGUUGUUGGAUGUACUCUGUUGAGUGGCAAAAGCGUGGUUUGCCACAUGCUCAUAUAUUAGUCUGGUUGGUUGACAAAAUAAGGCCAGAAGAAAUUGAUUCCAUUAUUUCAGAAGAAAUUCCUGAUGAAACGGUUGACCCAAAAUUACAUACGAUAGUAACUAAACACAUGAUACAUGGACCUUGCGGAGUUUUCAACAACAGCUCACCCUGUAUGAUCGACGGCAAGUGCUCCAAACGGUACCCGAGAAACUUGCUUGCUGAAACCAUCUCGGGAAUCGAUGGUUACCCAUUGUAUCGUCGGCGAUCAAUUUACAAUGACACAUUGAUCAUAAUAGAAGAUAUGUGUUUGUUGAUGGCAAAUAAAGUAUUGUCGUGUUUGGGCCUGACAGCACCCAAUCGUGCUAUGCAAGAUGCAUUAAACCAUGAGUUGCAAAGAGAACUCCAGUACGAUACUCAAGCUAUGACCGAAGCAGUUCGCACAACUGUUCCGCAAUUGAACGAAGAACAAAGGAUUGCGUACGAUCGUUUAACACAAGCUGUAAACAGUGGGUCUGGGGGGAUUUACUUUCUUGAUUCUCCUGGGGUACUGGGAAAACGUUCCUAAUUUCAUUGCUAUUAGCAAAGAUCCGAUCGCAAAAUGAGGUAGCCCUAGCGUUGGCUUCAUCUGGAAUAGCAGCAACUUUAUUAGAAGGCGGACGAACUGCACAUUCAGCCUUAAAAUUACCAUUAAACAUGCAUAUCAACGAAACGUCAGUUUGCAACAUUGCCAAAAAUAGCGCUAUGGCGAAGACUCUCCAAGUAUGCAAAUUGAUAAUUUGGGACGAAUGCACAAUGGCCCACAAGAGGUCGCUGGAGGCACUAGAUAGGACGUUAAAAGAUUUACGUGAUAACCAAAACAUUUUUGGUGGAGCUAUGAUACUGUUGUCAGGUGAUUUUCGUCAGACUCUUCCAGUAAUUCCUCGAUCGACUGUUGCUGACGAAAUAAACGCAUGUCUAAAAUCAUCAAAUUUGUGGCGGCACGUAAAGACACUACAAUUAACUACUAACAUGCGAGUGUUUUUGCAACAAGAACAAACUGCGACUGUGUUUUCGAAGCAGUUGCUGGAUAUUGGCAAUGGUAAGGUCGCAGUUGACUGCUCGACCGGAUUAAUGACUUUUCCCACAGAUUUCUGUCACUUCACAGAAUCGAAAAAGGAGCUUAUUCAGCGUGUUUUUCCGGACAUUAAACAACAAUAUAAUAACCACGAUUGGCUAAGUGAACGAGCAAUAUUGGCAGCAAAAAACAAAGAUGUCGAUGAUCUCAAUGCUACCAUUCAGAAUUUCCUUCCAGGAGAGUUGUUUACGUACAAAUCAGUUGACACGGCCACAAACCAGGAUGACGUAGUCAACUAUCCUACAGAAUUUUUAAAUUCAUUGGACUUGCCUGGACUACCACCAUAUAAUUUGAAAUUAAAAGUAGGGUCAGUUGUCAUCAUGCUGCGUAAUAUUAAUCAACCUCGACUUUGCAAUGGAACGAGAUUGGUUGUGAAGAAACUCAUGAAUAACAUCAUCGAAGCUAAAAUAAUCAAAGGAAAAUACAAAGGAGAGGAUGUCUUAAUCCCACGAAUACCUAUGAUUCCAACGGAUUUGCCAUUUGAUUUUAAGAGGUUGCAAUUUCCCGUGCGUCUGGCGUUUGCGAUGACCAUAAAUAAAUCGCAAGGCCAAUCGUUGCAAGUUUGCGGAAUAAACUUAGAGUUUCCCUGUUUCGCACAUGGACAAUUAUACGUUGCGUGUUCGCGUGUCGGAAAACCAACAUCCUUAUUUAUUUACGCACCGCAAAAAAAAACUAAAAAUAUUGUCUACCAGAAAGCACUAUAUUAAUUAACUGUAUAUGAUCAUAACUGUGUUGUAUUUAAUUUAAGCAAAGAUUUGUUUAUCAUGUUCAAAGUCCAGA